Messenger RNA from Raphanus sativus (radish), 753 nucleotides. RefSeq names its product probable histone H2A.5. Lineage: Eukaryota; Viridiplantae; Streptophyta; Magnoliopsida; Brassicales; Brassicaceae. The transcript has 2 exons. Bases 117 to 593 code for a protein of 158 amino acids. The record is from RefSeq and is a predicted model, not a curated record. Gene Ontology annotation, cellular component: nucleosome. Gene Ontology annotation, molecular function: DNA binding; structural constituent of chromatin; protein heterodimerization activity.
UGAACAUCGCCAACGUGGCACUAAACAUGAUCUAUACAUACAUACACGUUCCCAUGUCCUCAUUACACAAAAUAGUACUACUCUUUAGAUCCGUUUGCUAAGAAAAUCAAAACCCGAUGGAGUCGUCAUCAAAAGCAACAGCAGAAGCAGCAACGAAGCCGGCGGCGAGAGGUGGAAGAAGAAGAGGAGGAGAUCGCAAGAAGAGCGUCACCAAGUCCGUCAAAGCCGGUCUCCAGUUCCCCGUCGGCCGUAUCGCUCGCUACCUUAAAAAAGGCCGUUACGCCAUCAGGUACGGCUCCGGCGCUCCCGUCUACCUCGCCGCCGUCCUCGAGUACCUCGCCGCCGAGGUUCUUGAGCUAGCUGGUAACGCGGCGAGGGAUAACAAGAAGAAUAGGAUAAACCCUAGGCAUCUUUGCUUGGCGAUAAGGAACGAUGAGGAGUUGGGGAAGUUGUUGCACGGAGUGACCAUCGCGAGUGGUGGAGUGCUUCCGAAUAUUAACCCGGUUCUUCUUCCUAAGAGGACUGCCGGUGGUUCGUCUCAAGGUGAGAAGAAAGCUUCUUCGCCAGCUAAAAAGUCUCCCAAGAAGGCUUAAAACGAUGUCGCAUUUGGUUUUGUAUCGUCCAUCUAGAAGGAGGAGGAGAAGAGCAAUUGAAGAUUAAUGUUUUUAAAGACAUUUUGUAAUGAAUUAACUAAUUUUCUGAGUUGCUUCUCAGUUUCCCCAGCUAAUCAAAUAAAUAAAAUCUCUUUCUAGA